Molecule: messenger RNA, 852 nt
Organism: Lacerta agilis (Sand lizard)
Lineage: Eukaryota; Metazoa; Chordata; Lepidosauria; Squamata; Lacertidae
Product: heparan-alpha-glucosaminide N-acetyltransferase-like
Exons: 5
Coding region: 116-472 (118 amino acids)
Source: RefSeq, a predicted model, not a curated record
AUUCUCUGGAGACUUUUGGUCCUGUUCUCAUCCUCUUGGCUAUUGCUGCCUGUGUUUGCCCGCUGUCUCUGAGCAUUCAAGCAAAGUCAAAACUUUGUUGGUUGCUUUUGCCAGCAUGAUUGCCGUGGCCCUCCUGUAUUUUCUUGGACUUUAUGUCUCCAAACUUCACUGUACCCGGGUACACUGCCAUUGCCUUCAACACAAACCUACUUCCAUUGAACUUAAUUCUGCAGAGAGCCCAAGACCGGUGGAGGAGAAACCCAAACGUCGAAGACUCCUUUCCCUGGACACAUUUAGAGGAUUUUCUCUCACCAUCAUGGUUUUUCUGAACUGUGGAGGCGGGGGCUACUGGUUCUUUGAGCACGCUGCGUGGAAUGGUAGGGAACAACUUCCCAUUGCAUUUGCUGCAUCCCUAAGCACUUUAUACAAAUCAGCAAACUCAUUAUUGAUCUCCAAAAGAAACAGGAAUUAAUAUGGCCUACCAUAUCCUCUGUAGGUAAAGAGUAUUUAACAAUGAACUCUGCUUAAACUUCAUAAAAGCCUCUUCAGCAAAUCAGCAGGAAAAAAAUAUUGAUCUUAAAAUAAGCAUGUGAAUGCUAAUUGUAUUUUGCCUUUCCACUGGAGGACCAUUACUUUAUUUAGCUGGAGUUCAUCCUUUAAUUUUAUUGUCUCAGUGCAUUGUCUAUGAGGCCAUUUUCUUUAGGUUUAAGCAAGGUCUGUAACAGCUCCGUUUUGCUGACCCUUCCUUUUUUGCAAGGAGUAUAUUGACUUCUGAGAGCUAGAGAAGCUUUUAAGAUCAUGUUACAGUCGCCCCAAUCUGAGUUACAUAUUGUGUAACAAUGGUUUCCUGUU